Messenger RNA from Pocillopora meandrina, 1335 nucleotides. The record is from the annotation of a GenBank genome assembly. Lineage: Eukaryota; Metazoa; Cnidaria; Anthozoa; Scleractinia; Pocilloporidae.
AUGAAGAUACGAUCCCAGAUUUUAAAGUACAUGCAUUUGGAUAGAACUUACUGUCUGUUAACAGGUAAGUAUUGUUCAGGGGCUUUUCUAAUACAUGGUUUUGUUUUGUUUUGUUUUUUAACUGUGGUAACAAAAAGCGUUCUCUUGAACUUGUUGAGAUGUAUCACGAAACUUAGUGUGUUCUUGGAAAAAGAUGCUUUGUAUAAUAAAGCUGUAGUCCUAAAGGCAAAAUAUUGUUUUCUUUCGCCAAGAACCGUGUGCAUAAUGAGUAUUGGCUGUGCAGAGAUCUUACCAUUAUUCACGCAACGUACUUAAGCCGCUGCGGCUUGGGAGAACGAUCAUUUUGCGCAGUAAAAAUUAAACCUAACGAAUGCCGCUAAUAAAGUAAUUUCAAAACAUUUUCAGAGAAACGACACCUCAUAUCAAAGGACUUUUCUCAACCGAUUAUAGGUGUCAAUGACAUCUGUUAUGAGGGGAGUACAUAAAGAAAAGCUUGUGUCUCACAGAGGGCUCGAAGCCAUCAAGUGUCACGCAGGAAAUUAUCAAAUUGAGAGGCUUAGGAAGGUUUAGAUUAAAAUUCAGCGAUAAUGACCAAGAACACUUAAAAAUAGAACAUGAAAUCUUAAAUUAACAAUUUUGGAUGAUUUUCUACUACAGGAGUUAAUAAGCAUUCGCUACCCGAUCCUUGAAUUUACAAUAACAACGAUGAAAUCUCCUGCAUUAUAAAAUAAAACUGAUUUUAAUCUUUAGCAGAAGUAGACAACCUUAAAGCAAUAUAUCAGCUUUGAGACAAUAUGGGGAAUUUAGAUGCUUCGAAGUUCUUUGCUCCUGCCUUCAUUCACUUUGUUAUUCCUGUGCAUUCAAUUCUUAGCAUCAUUUUGUGGGCCUUUGUCUUUCCGUUUUCUAAUUAUGUGGUGCGAAAAAUUUUUCCUAGGCAGGAAUGUUCGCAUAGUUUUAGAAUUGUUUCGCCUGAUUGAUGUUCAUGAUGAAAUGGUUCUCAAUGAUGUGCAGUUCUGUGCUUUCAUGAAGACAGCCACUGACCUGAGCACAAAUCAAAUCUACAAAGUGUUUGACAUGUUAGAUGUAGAUGGGUCUGGUGCAAUGGACUUUGAUGAAUUUUACCUACUCAUCUGUAUUCUCAUCGCGGUUCAAGAUAAAGCGGAGAAAAACUUCAUUUACCGCCAUUCAAGGACCGUGUUUGACCUCUUAGAUGAAGACAACAGCGGAAAUAUCUCUGCCUAUGAGUUUGAAACGUUUGGAUUUCUGUUCAACCUACAAGGCGAAGCUAUUCAAACCAUAUUUGGGGAAUUUGACGUUUCUGGAGACCAGGUUUGA